Messenger RNA from Mytilus californianus (California mussel), 868 nucleotides. RefSeq lists its product as uncharacterized. The coding region runs from base 23 to 868 and encodes 281 amino acids. The transcript has 2 exons. The record is from RefSeq and is a predicted model, not a curated record. Lineage: Eukaryota; Metazoa; Mollusca; Bivalvia; Mytilida; Mytilidae.
AGAAUCGUACAUUGAAGGACUUAUGAAUGUGAUAAACAAUGCGUUAAUUGCAGCUGAUGACAACAGGCUAAGAAAUAUUGCAAUUCCGGCCAUAGGUUCAGGUGGCCGUGGUGGACCAAGGCAGGUCUGUUUUUCUUCUUUUCCAAGAGCAAUAACCCAGUACAGUAGUAAAUUUGGUAAAACGUCUUCAAUUAAGGAGGUGCAUUUUGUGGACCGAGAUAUUGAUGUUGUAAGCUUAAUGCAGGCAGCAUUUCUUCUUGCUAUAGAUGAAUCACACAAUGAAAAGUCAUCAAAAUUAAUGAGAAUUCCCAAAAAGAUAAAAGAAACAUUCCUGUCCUAUGUAGGUACAGAUGUUGUACCUAGUAAAUCCCUAGCUCUUGCCUUACCAAAUAUGGUCGAUGUUUUGCUCUGUGAUGGUGCAUUGUUCAGUGUACCACGUCAUAAGCAUGGACAAACUUUGAAAGUUGAAGAGGACGAUACAGGAGUUAUUAUAACCAUUGAUAAAUCACAGACUGGAAAAAGUCGAAGUGCCUCGUUAUGUCUUCAGAGAUGUGGAAAUGACUUUCAUAGGAAUUAUGAUAGCCUAAAAAGGAAGAAAAAAUCAUAUGGAGAAGCAUAUGACACCUUUGGGGACAAACACCUAAAAUUUGGGCAUGUUAUAUGUCCAGUAAUGCCAGUAUUGAGCAAAAAAGCUGUUGACAAAAAUUCUUCUGCACAACUAAAUUUUCAGUCAUAUUUUCAUCAGUGUUGUGCUAACAUGUUCAAGAAAGCAGAUGACUGUGAAGUAAAGCACCUAGCUGUCCCUGUUCUUGUUGAUGGUAACUUAAUAUACAGUUUAUUUUAUUCAAGUCACCAUACUUUUAUUUAG